AUGGUGAAGUUUGUUGUGGAACGGAGCAGUACGGCAUUCGGACGUUUAGGUUUGAUCACGGCUUGGGGUGACAAGCCGAUAGAGCAUCGAACUCCUUCGUGUAUGUUAUACACCCGAUGUGGACACAUACCUCAUCUGACAUGGGAUGUUGUGAACGAUUGGCUGCAUCUCGCACAGCCACCCAUAUAUCAACUGACUCUGCCUUCAUUUUAUGAAUCUCUGUCGGUGAUCGAAAAAUUCGGUAAAGGUUAUGCGGCUUUCUCUGCAAUGCCCAAGAACGCUCCAACACAUUUGUCGAUUACGGAUCCGAUUGGUCAGAUGGAAUCAGGUUUCAACGAUAAUCGUUCGGUAUCGAUCUGGACGAAAGCCGGUCGACGAAACAUCAAUGUGAAGAUGUUGCGCGGAAUAGUGGCCGCCUGUCGGCCGAGCUCCACGGAAACUCUGCUUGACUGUGACACGCCACGGGAGUGUGCCAAUAAACGACUCACAAAGUCGGUGAAUCGAACCGUUCAGUUCUAUAAGGAACUGUUCGAGUAUGAUAAACCGUUAGAAAUUCCAACGUUCGUCUCAUUGGGUGGUGGCUUCAGUGCGUUUCAUCGUGAACGCUCAGCUAUCGAACUGGUACAAAGCAAGCAACGACAACAACAACAAUCAGAAGAUGCGAAGGAAGGACAGGAGUCAACCACGAGCGAUCAAAAUAUGCCCACAGCGGCAGCGUUUGCCAUCGAUUUGAUGCACUUUGCAGAACGACCCGUCAGCAAGUCGAAACGAAUUGCGGAACGAAAAGCCGCAAAACGCAAGUCAUCAAUUACAAGCGACUCGUUAAAGAACUCACCACCGCCAUCAUCCAGAAACGAUUCUCUCCCGCAGUCCAGUAAACGAGAAACAGACGGAUCAACUAAACCGUCAAAUGAAACGCCCGUAGCGACGAUGCAAUGUUCGCAAAAGAAUUUAGUACCUAAAGCAAGCGAUCAUUGUGGUGUGGAACCUCAAACACAACAGCCAGAAUCUGAAGUCGUUGAAGACAGCGUUCCAGCGGAACGGAGCGGCUCUCCAGAAUCACCCGUUCACCUCGACAAACAAGAGCAACAACCAUUGGUUAAAAGAUUCGAUGAGAUGGAAAUCGAGAAACUUUUAAGACGAGUUUUCUCUCAUAUUCCAUCAACACAUCUACGAUACACAAGCGGUGCCUUUUCACCUGCUGAGGUGAUUGCGUUGAGCCGUAUCGGUAUCGAUCUGUUCGAUUCAUCCUAUGCAAUCAUGUUAGCCGAGCGUGGCGAAAUGCUGAAGCUUGGACCGAAAUUCCCCGACGAUCCCACUUUCAUAGUGCUCAAUUUCAGUGAUAAGAAAUUCGCCGACGAUUUUAGUCGUCCGUUUGCAGACGACUGCAAUUGCUAUACAUGUGCGAAUUAUACGAAAGGCUAUCUUCAGCAUUUGCAUAAUACCAAUGAAAUGCUUGGAUCGAUUCUGCUUGUGAUCCAUAAUAUCCAGGAAUAUGAACGAAUGUUCAGUCUGAUAAGAAAGAGAAUCGAAGUUACAUCACAACUGGAUUAG
Molecule: messenger RNA, 1554 nt
Organism: Anisakis simplex (herring worm)
Lineage: Eukaryota; Metazoa; Nematoda; Chromadorea; Rhabditida; Anisakidae
Source: the annotation of a GenBank genome assembly